Messenger RNA from Pongo pygmaeus (Bornean orangutan), 3302 nucleotides. Its product is annotated as phospholipid-transporting ATPase IB-like. The record is from RefSeq and is a predicted model, not a curated record. Gene Ontology annotation, cellular component: plasma membrane; trans-Golgi network. NCBI's taxonomy places the organism in Eukaryota, Metazoa, Chordata, Mammalia, Primates, Hominidae. Gene Ontology annotation, molecular function: ATP hydrolysis activity; ATPase-coupled intramembrane lipid carrier activity; ATP binding. Gene Ontology annotation, biological process: phospholipid translocation; neuron development. The transcript is spliced from 14 exons. Bases 588 to 2261 code for a protein of 557 amino acids.
UAGAGCUGGUGGAAGGUGAGCUGCUGAGUGCGUGUCCCUCCCCUUCCACCCCCUCAUGCUUCUGUGGGUCACUGGUGUAUCUACUGUAACUGAUCUGCUCUCCUCUGCCCUUCCCUGUUCUUCACCUGUCCUCUUAUUGCUGGUCUCUGGUGGGCGUUCUCUACCAUCUCUCUUCAUUUCCUAACAUUCUGUUCUUUCUCCAACCCUGGGCAGAAACUCUGAAGGCAGGAGGAGGAGGACAGGGGUGCUUAUCUCAUUAGUCCUGCACUUCCCACCCACUUUGGGGCUUCAUCAAAACCUACUGGCCCAGAUGUUGCUGUGAAGACUUUCCUCUGCCAGAUUCAGCCUCCUGGGUCUGGGUUGUAGCAUUUAACAGCAUCUGUGCUAGAUUAUCUAAAAUCCUGGGCACCUGGUGGUGAUCUACAGAUGAAUAGGAGUUUGUCCCUCCUCUUUAACCCUUCUUGCUUUUCCAUCUUAUAGGGAAAAACAGGUUCUCUGCAUACUGCUUUACCAUACUAGUUAAGAUACGUGGUUAUGAGAAGUUUAUAGAAUGAUCCAGUGGUGGCUCAUGGAACCCAAACCCCCUAAUGCAGCUGGGAUCUCGGAGAGGACUGGACCUAGGACCCAAAAAACUGCUGCCUCAUCUCUAUCUCAAAAAAAAAAAAAAAUAUCCUUUCUCUGUGUCCUGGUCCACUCAGAGGGUAGAAGACGGCCAUCUAGAGACCUGGAAGAUCAAAGGAUCCCAGAAAACCCAGUUCCAGAGCUCAGUUCCCGGGACUAGAGGGUACGCUCGGCCAGAUGGCUGGGGGUGCCGCUGGCCUUGGCGACCCCGCCGUCCCCGCGCGGUCGCCCUCCCCAGCCCGGCAAGCAGCUUGGGCGUCCAGCCCGGCCCAGUCCCUGCAGGGAGGGAGCGCAGGAGCUGGGGGCCGCUCUCCCGGGGCGGGGCUCGCUCCACAAGCGCCGGGGCGGCGAGGGGCGUGGACGUGGGCGUGGGCGGGGCCGGGGGCGGGGCCGGCCGUGGCUGCGGCGGGGGCGGCGGCGGCGUCUCCAGGGGGAGCCAAGGACCUGUUCGUUCUUCUUUGGGCUAUAAGAAGGCAGAGGAUGAGAUGUCCAGGGCCACGUCUGUUGGAGACCAGCUGGAGGCACCCGCCCGCACCAUUUACCUCAACCAACCGCAUCUCAACAAAUUCCGCGACAACCAGAUCAGUACGGCCAAGUACAGCGUGUUGACAUUUCUACCUCCAUUCUUGUAUGAGCAGAUUAGAAGAGCUGCUAAUGCCUUCUUUCUCUUCAUUGCCUUAUUACAGCAAAUUCCAGAUGUAUCUCCAACAGGAAGAUAUACCACCCUGGUGCCAUUGAUCAUUAUUUUAACAAUUGCAGGCAUCAAAGAGAUUGUAGAAGAUUUUAAGCGACACAAGGCAGACAAUGCAGUUAACAAAAAGAAAACAAUAGUGUUAAGAAAUGGUAUGUGGCAUACCAUUAUGUGGAAAGAGGUGGCAGUGGGAGACAUUGUGAAGGUCGUCAAUGGGCAGUAUCUUCCAGCAGAUGUGGUCCUGCUGUCCUCCAGUGAACCUCAGGCAAUGUGUUAUGUUGAAACAGCUAAUCUGGAUGGGGAGACGAACCUUAAAAUACGUCAGGGUUUGAGUCACACUGCUGACAUGCAAACACGUGAAGUUCUGAUGAAGUUAUCUGGAACUAUAGAGUGUGAAGGGCCCAACCGCCACCUCUAUGACUUCACUGGAAACUUGAACUUAGAUGGGAAAAGCCUUUUUGCCCUUGGGCCUGACCAGAUCUUAUUAAGAGGCACACAGCUUAGAAAUACUCAGUGGGUCUUUGGCAUAGUUGUUUAUACUGGACAUGACACCAAACUCAUGCAGAAUUCAACCAAAGCACCUCUCAAGAGAUCAAACGUUGAGAAGGUGACUAACGUGCAGAUCCUGGUGUUGUUUGUCAUCCUCUUGGUCAUGGCCUUGGUGAGCUCGGCGGGGGCCCUGUACUGGAACAGGUCUCACAGCGAAAAGAACUGGUACAUCAAGAAGAUGGACACCACCUCAGAUAAUUUUGGAUACAACCUGCUGACGUUCAUCAUCUUAUACAACAAUCUUAUUCCCAUCAGUCUGCUGGUGACUCUUGAGGUUGUGAAGUAUACCCAAGCCCUUUUCAUAAACUGGGCUAUAGAUGAAAAUGUAGGAGCAGCAGCAAGAGAUGGAAGAAGGAGACCAACUGAGCCACAUUCAUGGACUCUGUGCCAGAGGGCCUGACUCCUCCAUCCCAGGGCCACACAUAUGGGGACAGCAAAGGAUAAUAAAUCCCACGGAUUGUCCUUCCAGACCCCUCCCAUUGGUGAUGCCAUUGAAGACUGGCUCAACCUGGAGGCAGCUGCAUGCUGUUCCUGACAUUACCAGACCUGCCCACUCUCCCCUGGAUCCCAACAUCGCCAUCUGCCUGGGUCCUCACUCUUGCAACCCAAGGAGGGCCUCCUAAAUUAGGAAAGUGCUUUGGCUCCUUGUCAAUAACAAAGGAUCUUUUUGAACCUCAUCAGUGGAAGCACAGCUCAACACACACAUGCUCACACACACACACACAAUGGCGUGUUUAGAUGCUCACAUGUGCUUUCUGCACAGGGCUACAUCAUUUUCUCCCCUUCAAGUUUGCUCCCAAACAGAUUUAUUUUCUAAUUUUUAUUUUGUUGUACUGUAUGUAUCAACUGCACAAGGCAAUCAGCCAAAGAGAGAUUUAAACAUAUGGACUAAAUUUCAUGUCUUUGGAAAACAUGGUAGAGCAAGACAGCAAUAUGCUCUUCCACUCUGCUCUCUGGGGCUGCCACUUGGCUGGGGAGGGGCCAUGUUACACCUGGGCCAAAUCAUCCCGGGGCUCCCGCUCAAAGCACCACCCUCAUGUCUGCAACAGCCUGUGCAAAUAUGCAAAGCCCUCUUUGAAAGCUCUGCGGUGCUGCUUAGUGGUGUUCUUUGCACCUUGAGCAACGCUCACUCACAUGCAAGACCUGCCCAUGGACAUACCAGGAUUAGCAAAGCAAUCCAUAGCCCUGAAUUUCUGUGGGUGCCUGCAUUUGCUGUGCUACAAGGGGAAGAGAUUGUCAUUUACAGUGAAAAAUAAAGGUGGUGUUAAUUAAAUUUAUAUUUCUAAGUGUCAACGUCUCCAGACCUCUAUUCCUUUUGUAAGGUGAGCAAGUAUGUCUUACAAAAGAAUGAGCCAGAAAUGAACUUCAUUUUACUGUUAUAAUAUCCAGAAUUCACACAUUUUUAAGCAUUUGCUAAAAUAAAUAGUGUUUUUACAAUUGA